GUUAAGUCAAUAAUCGCCGGUGUCGCUUAAACUGCCUCCAGGCGUGGUUUGACGCAGACGUCAUCUGCGCCUAUAAUCUACCAACUAACGUAGGGCAGGAAGACAUAGGCAGCGACAGUAUCAGCAGAUGCAUCUUCUGACGUGAAAAAGGGGCAUUAUAGAAUACAGAGGCGACUGAAGCGUACUUGUUAGUACCAUAAAAUGCAUGGAUAAUAAUGUAAGGCAAAUUCCACGAGACUUUAUGCUGGGCUCGGGAGUAUCGGCGUUCCAGUACGAGGGUGCUUGGGACGAAGACGGCAAGGGACCAUCGCUCUGGGACGACAUGCUUCACGGGGGCGCGGACUUUGUCGUCGAUGGCAACAACGCCGACGUCGCGGCCGACGGGUACCACCGCUACCAGGACGACAUCAGAUUAGCGAGAGACAUCGGCUUGGACUCCUUCAGACUCGCGAUCUCGUGGCCCAGGAUUUUACCGACCGGCUACGCGAAUAAUAUUAACCGGGCCGGCAUCGCCUACUACAAUAAUUUCAUUGACGAACUGUUAAAAUACAACAUAACCCCGAUUGUGACGAUUUUUCAUAUGGACCUGCCCGUGAAGCUGCAAGAGUACGGCUCGUGGACGAACCCGGCCACGGUCGACUUCUUCUUGGACUACGUGAAAGUGUUGUUCGACAAUUUUGGGGACAGAGUGAAGAUGUGGAUUACCAUAAACGAGCCCCUAGUUUAUUGUAUGUACACCUACACGAAUUUAGAGUUUCCGCCGUUUGUGGAUGUAUCCGGAGUAGGGGAUUAUAUUUGCAUGAAGAAUAUGCUGCUCGCCCACGCUCGCGCCUACCGACUGUAUGACGAGCGUUACAGAGAGCGACAAAGGGGACAAGUCGGUCUCGUGUUAUAUUACACUCGGUACGAGCCCCUAACCGAUUCGACCGAAGACGUCGAAGCGGCCGAAGACUGCAAUGGAUUUAUGGGUGGUAUGUAUUUGAAUCCUAUAUUCUCAAAAUCUGGAGAUUUUCCGGCCGCGACGAAACUAAGAGUCGCCGCCAAGAGUGCGGAGCAAGGCUAUCCAAGAUCACGUCUGCCGACCUUAUCGGAAAGCGAGAUCAGUAUGAUAAAAGGCUCAGCAGAUUUUGUGGGACUGAAUUUGUAUUCGACUGUGUUCGUAUAUAGAAACAGUUCGGUUAGAACAUUAUAUCCUGUGCCGUCUGUGAGAGAUGACGUCGACGCUGGUUUAGCAGUCGAUCCUAUGACGGCGGAUGUGGCCUACCAAUUUAAGUCGCGACCCCAGAGUACAUACAAGCUACUGAUGAACAUAAAGGAGCAGUACGAUCCACCUGUUCUCAUCACCGAAAACGGUUAUGCAAAUCAAGGGGGCUUAGAUGAUUAUGACAGAAUAGAAUAUAUUAAUGAUUACCUCAAUGCUGUAUUAGACGCCAAGGAGGCGGGCUGCGAUGUACGCGGGUACCACGUCUGGAGCUUCGUGGAUCUGUUCGAGUGGAAAUACGGAUAUUUAAGAAGAUUUGGACUGUACGAAGUUGAUUUUUCGAGUCCGAACCGCACGAGAACUGCGAGAAAAUCUGCAAACUACUUCAAGGAUUUAACGACCACUAGAACUUUGUUCAGGAAGCAUACUACAUUGUACUAGAAUAUUGUUAUAUAUUAUUAAUUAUUAUUAUUAUUAUAU
Molecule: messenger RNA, 1681 nt
Organism: Aricia agestis (brown argus)
Lineage: Eukaryota; Metazoa; Arthropoda; Insecta; Lepidoptera; Lycaenidae
Product: myrosinase 1-like
Exons: 6
Coding region: 206-1642 (478 amino acids)
Biological process (GO): carbohydrate metabolic process
Molecular function (GO): beta-glucosidase activity
Source: RefSeq, a predicted model, not a curated record